Molecule: messenger RNA, 1400 nt
Organism: Zychaea mexicana
Lineage: Eukaryota; Fungi; Mucoromycota; Mucoromycetes; Mucorales; Lichtheimiaceae
Exons: 1
Coding region: 199-1164 (321 amino acids)
Source: RefSeq, a predicted model, not a curated record
CUUUGAAUGUAUCUUUCUUUUGGAUUAUAAUAGCAGAAGCAGCAGCCACAGCAGCAAAGCCAUGCUCCCUAUCCAUACUACUUAUUUGAUGAUAAUAACCUGAAUUCAGCGUCUCUCCUGGCAUCACUUCUCCAACGACUCUUCUCCUCCAGAUCAACGACAGCACUAGACGUCGCCGCUCCAUCCCCUGUUGGCUUCAUGCCACGCAGUAGUCCUGAUGUUGCCACUUCAGCACUUGACGUAAUUGCUCCCUCCAGCCUCCCAAUCACCAUCCACAAUAGUACCAAUAGCAGCAUCUCCUCCUCUACCUCCGAUGAAGACAGUUGUAGCUGUCUAAGCAGUAGCACAUCCUCUAGUGGCAGUCUGUUAAGCAGCAGCGCUGAGAGUUAUUGUAGCAGCUGUAGCAGUAUUAGUACCACCCUCUUUGAUGACGAACGACUCGUUUUUCCUCCUUCCGACUGCAGCAGCACAGCUGCAUUAUCGGACUUGCUUUGCGACCAUUAUGUUCAGUCGACUCAGGCAGCAGCAGCAGCCGCCGCCGCCGCUGCAGCAGCAGGUGACGGCACUGUCACUUCCACCAACUGCAACAGCAAUAACAACAGCUCCGGUGUAACCAGUACAACAUCCUCCUCCUCCUCCAGAGAUUUGCAAGACGACCCCUAUGACGAUUCUGUAAAAGACGUACCACUGGAGACAUUCCGCAUGUUUGAAGCACCUUCCCCGGAUGACGAUGAACGGUGGGUCAUUUGGCAGAGUCCUAAACACUGGACACCUGUGGAUGAUGACGACGACGACGACAACAAUAACAAUAAUAUUAGCACCGACAGCACCGACAAUGCCGAUGUAACGCAUAGCAGCCUUGUUGAUGAUAACAAUCAUCACAACAACGAUAUCGUCACCAAGAAACUACCAUCCACAGUAACGACCAAAAAGCCCAAAAGACAAAAGGGAGGACGAAAGACAACAAUGCCUAAUCCUAAGGAGUGUCGGCGAGUCCGAGACCUUCGCAUCAACUGUGCACAUCUACGCAUGAUCGUUGCCGAGGCAAACAUGAUGCGGGCCCAGAAAAUUGUAGGGCCAUUAAGGCCACGAGGUUAUCUACCCAAGCGGCUGGAUGCAUUUGCAUUGAAUCGUCCGAGCUACUUACAAUACCCAGUGCAAUAAAAGAAAUAACCGAUAGUCAUCUAUACGUACUACUAUACCAUACGUUUUUUUACAUCUUCUACAUACAUAAAAGUAACCUUUCAUUAUUUAUCUAUACACCUUAUUGGUCUUUUAAUAUAGUAAUCCAUGCAGAUGUUCAUGGAGAGACUUCUUUUGUUACGAAAAUGUACAAGCGUUGAUGGAGACAACGAGGAUUUUGGGUGUGUGAGUGUUGAGUUGUAUUUGCGUGUGACAGA